Megalobrama amblycephala (Wuchang bream) is the source of this 1132-nucleotide messenger RNA. It is a transcript of the gene dgcr6, whose product is annotated as DiGeorge syndrome critical region gene 6. The record is from RefSeq and is a predicted model, not a curated record. The coding region runs from base 171 to 764 and encodes 197 amino acids. The transcript has 6 exons. NCBI's taxonomy places the organism in Eukaryota, Metazoa, Chordata, Actinopteri, Cypriniformes, Xenocyprididae.
AGAACGCCGCUGCUGCGCAUGCGCAAACCUCCACGCUCAUUUCAAAACAAUCGUCGUCACUCGAAUCUCUGAUAUAAACAUACUGAGCAUUUAAUGAAAGUUCGUGUUUAAACUCGACAUUCAUCUUUUCGUCUCUGGGAGCUGAGACAUAAAGCGGGGCUGAAUGUGUGAUGGACGCAUACUGCAGUCUGAGUGAUGAUCAGUCUGAUGCUGCCAGACAACAAGAGAGACACUAUUACCUGCUGUCAGAGCUGCAGGCGCUCGUGAAGGACCUGCCCAGCUCGUUUCAGCAGCGUCUGUCGUACACCACGCUCAGUGAUCUGGCUCAAGCGCUCAUCGACGGGACGGUGUAUGAAAUAGUGCAAGGGCUGCUGGACAUUCAACACCUGACAGAGAAAAACCUCUAUAACCAGAGACAGAAACUACACAGCGAACACAGAGCUCUCAAGCAGGAUUUGGUUCGAAAACACAAACAGGCACUGCAGACGUGCAAGUCUCAUAAUUUGGCCGUUCUGAAAACAAACCAGCGAGCCGAAAAUGAGGCUCUUGAUCAGCGAGUGAAAGAUGAGCAGAGGAUGAUGGACGAGAAGAUCGUGGCUGAAAUGGAUCAGAAGGUUCUGGAUCAACAGAACACGCUGGAGAAAGCUGGUGUACCGGGUUUCUACAUCACCACCAACCCGCAGGAGGUGAUGAUGCAGAUGAAUCUGCUGGAACUGAUCCUGAAGCUGCAGCAGAAAGAGACUGUUUCUGGAUCUCUGCCUUGAGAGCAGCGGAAGAGACUCGGCUACAUGUACAGCCUCUCGGUUGAAUGUGAAUGACCUGUUUUGAUUACAGUAGGACGCUGGACCUUCAAAAGUGCAAAAAUCUCUUUUUGUUUACAUUUAUUUGCUGAUGAUGGGCUGGAAAGGUCUAUAACAUGACCCUGGACUGAUAAAAUGCCCACCUGAAGUUUACUUUUGACAUUAAAUAUUGUUUUGUAAAUGUAUAUAAAAUUUAUUUGCAUCCAACCUCGUUGGCAAACAUUCAGUGCUCUGUUAUGAUUUGUGUUAUAUGUGAAGCAGCUGUAUUAUAAGAAAAAUGAUUUAAUUUCUUUGAACAGGACCUGCAUUAUUAAAGCACAGAUCAAGCUUGA